Molecule: messenger RNA, 576 nt
Organism: Fomitiporia mediterranea MF3/22
Lineage: Eukaryota; Fungi; Basidiomycota; Agaricomycetes; Hymenochaetales; Hymenochaetaceae
Exons: 4
Coding region: 1-576 (191 amino acids)
Source: RefSeq, a predicted model, not a curated record
AUGUCGCGGGACCCCACGCGUGAUGCAUACACUGGUCUACCGAAAGGAAGUUGGAGGCAGUAUGAAAACCGAAAUUACAACGGAGACAGAAGUAGUCCGUAUCGCCAAUCAUAUACGGUUCAGACUGUUCCCUCUCUUGAGAGGCAAUCGACAGGACCCCGUAGUUCCUAUGAUACGUAUGAGACACAUGGGACACAUAAGUCCCAUUCAAGGUCAGAUCCGCGAAACCGAGUUACGGCAAGCUAUAUGCACCCAAAACCACCUGUAUCGACUGCCAAAACAUAUAAUGAAGGGACAGACGUACAAACUCAACAGUAUUACGAUUUCAAAGGGCGAUCCGAUUCACUGGGAGUAACUGAUUACCGGAACGAAAAUAUAAAAAAAGCACGCAGGCUACUGCACAAACCAAAUGCAAAAGGUUUUUCUCCAGCAGAACUGAGGAGCGGCAAGUUAGUAUUUAAUGAAGAUGAGUAUGAGGUCGCGGAGGUGUGGAGGGAUAGAAUGAAUGGGUUAGAGGAGCCUGGAGAGAGAGUCGAGGUAGUCAAGGACGGGGAAUUCAAGAGUCUUGCUAGAUAG